AUGUCCCCUCAGUCCCUUGCCGUCCCAGCGGCCCCUCCGCCGGCCGACGACGAUCAACUCGCCAUCAGCUUUUGGAGGAAACGGUACGACAAGAGGCCCCUUUCGGCAAAUUCUAUAAUCGCCAAUCUUGACAUCGAAUACAACGAACUUGCUACAACCUGGAAACUCUUCCAGGAUAACCUUCCUCCCGAAGAUCAAAUCAAAUUCGACCAUCGCGCCCAAACCGCCGACGAUGUUUCGGCAGUCUUGCAGAGCGUGCAGAAUAUCUGGAUGUCCAGUUCCAAGCAACGAUUGUUUACGGCCUCCAUGAAGUACUGCCAAAAAUUUCGUGACACCUUGGAACUACAUACCGUGCUUCUGAACGCCCUUCCGAAGAACGAAUACUAUAUAUCCCUCUUUUACGGGGCCUUACAGUCGCUGAUAAAGGCGUCUGCGAAUUACCCGAGAAUCGUGGAGGGUCUCAUGCGGACCCUUUCCAAAAUGAACAAAUCAAUCAAGCCGCUAGGACAGGAUGACACCGGCCAAGCCGGCCUCUCAAAGGAUUCGAUUCUUCAUAUCGCCCGAUUCUAUUCGAUGGCAUUUUUCAUGCUUGGGGAGAUAAUGGAUUGGUAUGUGCGGAACUUGAAGUGUCGUCUGUUGACGAGUUUGAACCACGACCUAUACUCGGACCUUAGUGGGCUUCUUUCGAGGAUUAAUCGCAGAGCCAAGGAUAUCAUGCGUGCAAUGCCCGAUGAAAUGGACCUGGACGAAGAGGACAGCUACAAAACACGCAAGCCGCCUAUCCAGGAUUUCAAACUGUGGGAGACCGCGAGAUUCAGCCAAGUCGGCCUGCAAAAGCAGGCUCGUCGAUAUGCGGCGCAAAAUGCCAUCACCCGUCAAUUAAUAUGGGAGAUACAAAACAAUGCAUGGGAGCGUCUCGGCAUGAUGGCCGAGAGAGAGAAGCUCCUUUCGAACAUGUUGGAGAAGGCCAACCAGCGGAUGCGCCCCGUGAACCAGCAGAGUAGUGGCAUUGCCUGCUUGACCAUUACCGCUGCGCAGGACUUAGGUAUGCAGGACGGUUACCUUGGGAUAGACCGGCGGUCGGAACUAACAGUACCAUCCUUGCAAGACACUUCCAGGUUCAAAUGGUCCCAAGGGUUCAAGCAUAAGUAUACCCGGGUUGAACUGCAGGUCGCCUCUAAACAUCUGCAGGAUUUCUUCGAUUGUGACGAUCAGGUAGCCGAUCUUGAAUCGGACGUGGAUGUGAUUGCGGAAGAUAGUAUGACGGACUCUUUGCACCACUGGGCCACUAAUUGCCAUUCCCAGGUCCUCGCCGUGGGAGGCUCUCCGUCCGCGGCUUUUCUGAGCCCGGUUGCCCUCAUUUCCGCCUGCAUCGCCAAUUUCGCCCGUCAAGCCAAAUUGCCCGUCAUCUCCCACUUCUGCUCCCUGCCAACCAAAGUAAGAGACGGAAUGACACAGUGCGAGCAGAGUCUUAUCGCGUUGGCGUACAGUUUAAUCCGACAACUGAUCGAUUGUCUGCCACCCGUAUUAGAAGGCCAUGCGGCUUGCAACCUGAGCACGGACCGAUUCAGUCCCUUGAACGGCACUCUAACCUCUUGGAAAGAGGUGCUGUCGUUGAUCGAUAUUCUCUUGCAUUACGCCCCGCCCCUCGUCGUAUGUGUGAUCGAUGGCUUGGAUAAGAUUCAAGAUGCAUCAACGGAUCAGCAUAUUCGGUCUCUGGUCAGAACUCUCCUCACCAACACUCGACAUCAGACCGUUCAGAUGCCGAACGGCACCGAGAGCCAAAGUGUUUUGUUGAAAGUCUUGUUCACCGUGGUGGGACGACCGAGCUCGCUGGUGGAGACGCUGUCUGAGAAUCGACUUAUCCUGAGUGAAUCGAACACCACCGACGAGGUGGCCGCCGUGGAUCAAGCUCUAAACCCUGACGUUGGGGUUGUUAUGAUGAAUGCAUGA
Aspergillus affinis is the source of this 1953-nucleotide messenger RNA. RefSeq lists its product as uncharacterized. The coding region runs from base 1 to 1953 and encodes 650 amino acids. NCBI's taxonomy places the organism in Eukaryota, Fungi, Ascomycota, Eurotiomycetes, Eurotiales, Aspergillaceae. The record is from RefSeq and is a predicted model, not a curated record. The transcript has 3 exons.